Molecule: messenger RNA, 1347 nt
Organism: Cryptosporidium ubiquitum
Lineage: Eukaryota; Apicomplexa; Conoidasida; Eucoccidiorida; Cryptosporidiidae
Product: mRNA capping enzyme alpha subunit
Exons: 2
Coding region: 1-1347 (448 amino acids)
Biological process (GO): 7-methylguanosine mRNA capping
Molecular function (GO): mRNA guanylyltransferase activity; ATP binding
Source: RefSeq, a predicted model, not a curated record
AUGGAUUUCGCACUAAAUAUCGAAAUUCCUGGAGUUGUUUUGAAUGACGACUCCACAAGAAAUGAGAUUUUAAAAAAAGUGAGAUCUUUUUGUGGUUGGCGUCAGGAUACUUUUCCUGGCUCACAACCCGUAUCCUUAAACAAACAAAAACUCGAAUCUUGCAUUGGAAAGAACCUUUAUGUGGCUUGUGAAAAGACUGAUGGAAUUCGUCUCCUUCUAUAUGCGGCUAGUAAACGGGUUUUUCUAAUUGAUAGAAAUCAACAAAUUAAUAUGGUAAAGAUGACUCUUCCAAGUUCAUACUGGGAUACGGUUUUUGAAGUAAAGAAUUCAAAUAGGAAUUUCGAGAAUUCGGAAAUUCAAAAAAAUUUGUUGGAAAAAAACUCUGAAUUACUAAACCUAGAUUCAAGUAGAGAUAACCAUACACAAUACUUUCAACAAAAUACUUUAUUGGAUGGAGAACUGGUUAAAGAUAUUGUUGAGGUUGAUGGACAAAAAAGAUAUAUUUUAAGAUAUUUGAUCUAUGAUUGCAUUUGUAUCGAAAGAGAUGAUACUGUCAAAUCCCUGCCUUUAUUAGAACGACUUAAAUUGGCAUAUCUGAAAGUUGUAAUUCCAAAAUGUAGAUAUGAACAGAAUAGGAUUGCAACAUUGUCUGAUCCCCCCCCAUUUGAGUUGUAUCUUAAGGACUUUUUUGAAGUUGAUGAGGUUCCAGCAAUAUUAAAUUUUUCAAAACGUUUACCACAUCCAAGUGAUGGGAUAAUCUUCACACCAGUUCACCUACCAUACAUUCCUGGAACAUGCCCCCAACUAUUGAAAUGGAAACCACCUCACUUAAACACAGCGGACUUUGCAGCGAUAUUUUAUGCAGAAUCAGAGUCUUAUGAUUCUCGUGUAUUUCUUGAACUUCUAGUUGGAAUUCGAGGUGUUAGAGCAAGUGUCAACUGUUUCUGUGUACCAAAAGGAAAUGUAUAUAAUCAGUUGGUAGAUCAAUUCAAGCUAUACAGAACUUCUGGACAAAUACUAGAAUGCUACUACGACGAAAAUGUAAUUUAUUCAAAACCUGCCAAAUCUGAAGAUGGAAACAUUUUAUGGGACAAACCAUUAACUACAGUUCAGGGUGGGUGGAUAGUUGAAAGAAUAAGAUCAGAUAAAAACUCCCCAAAUGAUAUUAACACAGUAAAUCGUGUAUUCGAAUCUAUUAGAGAUGGGAUAAACAGUGAAGUAUUAAUCAAUACUAUAAAACUUUACCAGAAAAGUGGGAAGAGGUCUGUUGUCGAAUACUGCAAUCUUCCUGAGUCCGUUUCAAAUUGUAGAAAAAACCAAAAUGAAGUCAACUAUAACGAAAUAUAA